CCCUUGGGAUGGCUUCCUGGAGGCGCUGGGCCGCGCAGAGCCCGAGGUGCGGGGCUCCGACGGCCGCCUGGAGCUGAUCCCACUGCUGCUCCGGUUGCCUGGGGUAUGCCAGAAGAACCUGAUGUCCCUUCUGCUGGCUCUUCAACCCUCCUUACCCGAAAGCGGCCUCCGCUCAGUGCUGCAGCUUGACCAGCGGGACACAGCGGCUAUCCCUGAUGCCUGGCUCCACGCCCUCAUGGAGCUGCUAAGGAGGGAUGUUGGGGUUGGAGUCCCUGUGGGGGGCUCCUCUCCUUUGACUGCCAGCUGUCAGUCACAGCUCCGAGACCUGUGUGGGCGGCUGGGCCAAGGGGGGAGGGGGCUGAAAUUGGCCCUGGCUCCAGAUCCAGAGCAAGAGGACGGACUCUCUCAGCUUUGUGGGAAACGCAGGAAAGAGCCAGAGGAAGAGGCUGAGUCGGAGAGAUCCCCUAAACGGUUCCGCGGCUGGGAGGAGGAGGAGGAGGAAGGAAAGGAACGGGAAGAGAGACCCAAGCUGCAGUCCUCGGAAUCCGCAUCGAAUGCCGGAGGUGUGUUGCCUGAUACUGAAUCCGAGGCUCCGGACACUGGCCCGGGCGUCGAGGAGGCCAAGGGUCCAGCUGAGAGUGUGGAGCUGCCCAAAGUUGUCCAGGACCAGGUGCCCAGGCUGCAGCAGCUGCUGAAGGCCUUCCAGGAGGAGCAGGAGGGGCUGGAGGAGCCCCCGGUGGACCUGCAGUUUCUUCACGAAUGUAGUCCCAGUCAGAUGGAGUUGCUCUGCAGCCAGCUACAGCUACCCCAGAUCCCUGAGGGAGACCUCCUGCAGCUCUGCAGCCACCUGCUGGGUCUAACACCAGCCCUCAGCAUCAGCAACGCCUCUGUGCUGGCCAGGAGCCUCUUUCUUGACCGGAUCCGCUCCCUGCAGUCCUCUGCCUCCAGACUUCUCAGGGUGGCCCUCACCUCCUUCUGUGUAAAGUACACCUAUGCUGUCUGCAGGACUGUCCUCUGUCCCGUGCUCCAGGACCCAGGUGUAGGUCCUGCGCAGACCGAGUUACUGUGUUCCCUUAUAAAGGACGAGUCCCUGGAACCAGACAUGCAGGUCCAGAUUCUGGGGCAGGUCCUGGAGCUGGCCUGGAGGGAGGAGACCUUCCCGGUGCUGCAGGCGCUCCUGGAGCGACAGGUGGAGAUGACCUCUGAGGCGUUCAGUGUCUUGAUGCAGAAGCUUUGCAAAGAGGGGCCGGCAGCCACCACCUCCAUGGCCUAUGCCAAGCUGAUGCUGACGGUGAUGACCAAGUACCAGGCCAGCAUCACAGAGCAGCAGAGCCUGGAUCUGGCUGUGGCCCUAGAGCCCAAUGCCACCUUCCUGAAGAAGUCCCUGCAGGCAGCGCUGAGACAUCUGUCCCGCUGACCACCCAGGAGGACAGCCGCCCUGACCUCUUGCCUCUUGCUUACAGAAUACAACCUGAGCAGUCAGCUGCCUCUUGCCCACUCCUGACCACAUCAGGAUACAGGGCGGGUGGAGGAUGAGUGGGGGUGGGCGGCGGAACUUCCAGCGUGAAUGUUUCGUUUGUUUCUGAACUGAGUGAUUUUGUAACAGUUCUUAAUAAAAAGAAGAAAGCUCA
This is a messenger RNA of Arvicanthis niloticus (Nile rat), 1631 nucleotides long. The record is from RefSeq and is a predicted model, not a curated record. NCBI's taxonomy places the organism in Eukaryota, Metazoa, Chordata, Mammalia, Rodentia, Muridae.